Messenger RNA from Coprinopsis cinerea okayama7#130, 1269 nucleotides. RefSeq lists its product as hypothetical. The coding region runs from base 1 to 1269 and encodes 422 amino acids. NCBI's taxonomy places the organism in Eukaryota, Fungi, Basidiomycota, Agaricomycetes, Agaricales, Psathyrellaceae. The transcript is spliced from 8 exons. The record is from RefSeq and is a predicted model, not a curated record.
AUGUCCGCCUCCCCUUCGCAGAUCACUCCCCAGAUUGCGCAAACCACUACUGGACAAAGCACUUCGAAUCAACUGGAGGUGCCCGGCCAGAUUAUAGGCCAGAAAAGACCGAGAGAGCACGACAUUCUAAGCGCUAUUCCUGCCAAGAAGGCGACGAGAACUCACCCGUUGGUCAGGGUUGGAAGACAUUUCACGAGGACGGUUCAAGCCUUUUGCGAUAUCCACGAACUCAUCCGAGAAGCCAUGGAUCGCAACGCAGCGACGAAAAAUGGCGUGCCGGAUGACGUUGUCUUUGGACCCGAAUUCAACCCAGAUGGUACACCAAACGAAGACACCCGAAAGACUAGGAGAGAACACGAAAUUUAUGGCCAGCUUCUGGCUUUGAUGUCAACCCUGGAAGCAAGCCUCUGUAACAGCAGUACACCAGAAGAUUUAGCCCAUGUUGCAUCUUUGCUCACUAAGGGCGCUCAAGGAGCCCGCGCCGAUGAUACCAAAUCGCUGAAAACGAACGUUCUUGACUGGAUUACUCCCAGGGGAGUUGCAUUGACACCACCCAUACCUCGCAACGGAAAGGCCGAACGCGGUUUCAACCACUAUUGGACGGGAAAGCUCCUUUGCCCCGCCCUACUUGACUGGGAAGAUGAAGAGACGCGAAAAUCUCUGGCUGGUGGACUGACCGUACCCGGCGACCAUUGGCCUAUGUUUGUUUAUAGGGACUAUAAGUUCAAUCCAGAGGAUGUGUGGGAGGGCCUCUUCCGUAGCAAUAUCCUUGUUUCGGCCUUCAAACACACAUUUACGUCCCCGAGCUCGGUUGACCAGGCCACUAAAGCCACCCGCUCAUGCAAUGCACACCUCAAUGGCAUGAAGAAGGUAACGAGAGGGUCGAUUGCGUACAUCGCAACGCAGGUACGCUUCGCCCUUUCCUCCAACACCACCCUGUCGAAGCAGGAGGUUGCGACCGAGUCGGAAACCUUUUACGCAAGCAUAAUGAAUUUCUUCGGGCUUGAAGAGGAACAGGAAGACGUCGAAGAACUUCUGAAGUGGUGGAAUGGACAAGUGUUCCCGCGUCACCACCCUGAAGAGGCGGCUGCCGUUAGAGACAUUUCCACCAUCCCCCAAAUACCUUCCAUCGUUAUGUUGGCCAAGAACCAAAGAGAGGCGAAGAAAAGGAAAGCGCUCGCAGAGAAGACGAAUCAGAAUUCUAACCGUACAACGAUGGCUGGUACUUCAGGCAACAAUACGAGUUCUGCAGGUGGAAAAGAGAAUUAG